AUGGCUUCGGAUGCUGCAGAGAUCAGUCUGGAGCCCCACACUUGGGGAUUUAUGCUGAGCACAGCGGCGGUCGUGUCGGAGGAUCUUGAAGGCCUGUUCUUCGGGCCUGCCCCUGGGCAUGUUUGCAGCUUCCGGCUCGUGGGUGGGUCUGGCAGCAGCACCGACAAGGCUACUGCCGUCCUCUCCGAGCGUGCGCAAGAGCUGGUCGCAGAGCAGAUGCGACACGGAUUUAGGCUGCUGGGAUGGUGCAACAUGCGCGGUCCAAGCAGCACAGCUUCCACCCUGACGCCGGAGGAAGCCAGGCUUCACCAGGCGCUGAAGACGGCUUCAGAUGCUUUGUCUGGGCCAGAUACAGCAUUUGCAGGCUGCAUCAUCCAGCGGGGCCCCAAAGAGAAAGACAUGUUUCAGCAGGUUGCGGUUGCCUUCGGGCCAUGCAGGAAGAGAAUUCCAAUCAGCAUACGGCGCUUCUCAGCCCGGGCUCCUCCAGCAGCCGAGCCAGUAACUGGUCAACUCCAGGAGGUGAUGGCUGCUUGUGCUGCAGAUCUGCGUGAAGACCUGGCGGACUUGGACAACAUUGUGGAAAGAGUGCUGGUU
Molecule: messenger RNA, 594 nt
Organism: Symbiodinium sp. CCMP2456
Lineage: Eukaryota; Dinophyceae; Suessiales; Symbiodiniaceae
Source: the annotation of a GenBank genome assembly